Miscanthus lutarioriparius is the source of this 339-nucleotide messenger RNA. The record is from the annotation of a GenBank genome assembly. Lineage: Eukaryota; Viridiplantae; Streptophyta; Magnoliopsida; Poales; Poaceae.
AUGGCGUCGUCGGAGCCCCAGCCAACCAAUAAGCAGCCGCACGUCCUGCUCAUCCCCUACCCGGCGCAGGGCCACGUGAACCCGUUCCUGAAGCUAGCCAAGGCGCUGCACGCGCGCGGCUUCCACGUCACCUUCGUCCACACGGAGUACAACCACGGGCGCCUCCUCCGCGCGCGGGGCGCCGGCGCGUUCGACGCCGGUGCCGAGGGCUUCCGGUUCGAGACCAUCUCGGACGGGCUCCCGCCCUCCGACCUCGACGCCACGCAGGACAUCUGGGCGCUCUGCGAGGCCACGCGCCGGACGGGCCCGGCCGCCGUCAGGGGCUCGUCGAGCGGCUGA